CGUCUGGAACAUUCUAGAAGGAUCUCGACGGCUCGAUGGUACUGUUUCCGUUGCCGGUCUCACUCGCUCGUACUGACAGAUGCUGUAAAAGAAAGAAACGCGCACAUCUAGUACCGCUCGUAGCAGGCUGUUCCGUUUCGAGAAGGAUCUGGUUGAUGCUAGAAAAGAAAGUGUAUGUUCAUAUUAAAGCAGGGGCGUCUGUCGCACGGAUGUUCAGUCAAUACUAAAACGUUGUCGCGAAAACAUCGUGUUCAGAGAAGUGUGAGACUGUGGUGUCGUGAGUGCGUAAGCCAAAGAAAGAAAGAAUCUAAGCAAACUUUAAAGGAGGAGAUAUUCAGGACUGAUUGCUUGCUUCAUUUUACUAUUGAAAAGAAUCUUUAAAUAAUAUCAAAAAGAUGCCGGAAGCACCAGAAGCCGAGACCUUCGCGUUCCAGGCUGAGAUCGCUCAGCUGAUGUCCCUGAUCAUCAACACGUUCUACUCGAACAAGGAAAUCUUCCUGCGUGAGUUGAUCUCGAACUCGUCCGAUGCGCUGGACAAGAUCCGCUAUGAGUCGCUGACGGAUCCCUCGAAGCUGGAGUCGGGCAAGGAGCUGUACAUCAAGAUCAUCCCGAACAAGGAAGCCGGCACACUGACGCUGAUCGAUACCGGCAUCGGCAUGACCAAGGCCGACCUUGUGAACAACCUUGGUACGAUUGCCAAGUCGGGCACGAAGGCGUUCAUGGAGGCGCUCCAGGCCGGCGCAGACAUCAGCAUGAUUGGUCAGUUCGGUGUGGGUUUCUACUCGGCGUACCUGGUGGCCGAUAAGGUGGUGGUAACGUCGAAGAACAACGACGACGAGCAGUAUGUGUGGGAAUCGUCGGCCGGCGGCUCGUUCACGGUGCGCUCGGACAGCGGGGAGCCGCUCGGUCGCGGUACCAAGAUCGUGCUGCACAUCAAGGAGGAUCAGCUGGAGUACCUGGAGGAGAGCAAGAUCAAGUCGAUCGUCAACAAACAUUCCCAGUUCAUCGGCUACCCGAUCAAGCUGCUGGUGGAGAAGGAGCGCGAGAAGGAGGUGAGCGACGAUGAGGCCGAGGAGGAGAAGAAGGAAGAGACGGAGGAGAAGAAGGACGACGAGCCGAAGCUGGAAGACGCCGAGGACGAUGACAAGAAGGACAAGAAGAAGAAGACGGUGAAGGUGAAGUACACCGAGGACGAGGAGCUGAACAAGACGAAGCCGAUCUGGACGCGUAAUGCGGACGACAUCUCGCAGGAGGAGUACGGCGAGUUCUACAAGUCGCUGACCAACGACUGGGAGGACCAUCUGGCGGUGAAGCACUUCUCGGUGGAGGGUCAGCUGGACUUCCGCGCGCUGCUGUUCGUGCCGCGCCGCAUGCCGUUCGAUCUGUUCGAGAACAAGAAGAAGAAGAACAACAUCAAGCUGUACGUGCGCCGUGUGUUCAUCAUGGACAACUGCGAGGAGCUGAUUCCGGACUAUCUGAACUUCAUCAAGGGCGUGGUCGAUUCGGAGGACCUGCCGCUGAACAUUUCCCGCGAGAUGCUGCAGCAGAACAAGAUCCUGAAGGUGAUUCGCAAGAACCUGGUGAAGAAGUGUCUGGAGCUGUUCGAGGAGCUGGCCGAGGACAAGGAGACGUACAAGAAGUUCUACGAUCAGUUCAGCAAGAAUCUGAAGCUGGGCGUGCACGAGGACAGCCAGAACCGGCAGAAGCUGGCCGAUCUGCUGCGCUUCAACACGUCGGCGUCCGGGGAUGAGUACUGCUCGCUGGCCGAUUACGUUGGCCGCAUGAAGGAGAACCAGUCGCAGAUCUACUUCAUCACGGGCGAGAACAUUGAGCAGGUGAAGAACUCGGCGUUCGUGGAGCGCGUGAAGAAGCGAGGAUUUGAAGUGAUCUACAUGACUGAAGCCAUUGAUGAGUACGUGAUCCAGCAGCUGAAGGAGUACAAGGGCAAGCAGCUGGUGUGCGUGACGAAAGAGGGUUUGGAGCUGCCGGAAGACGAGGCCGAGAAGAAGAAGCGCGAGGAGGAUAAGGCCAAGUUCGAGAACCUGUGCAAGGUGAUGAAGUCGGUGCUGGAGAGCAAGGUGGAGAAGGUGGUGGUCUCGAACCGGUUGGUAGACUCGCCCUGCUGCAUCGUGACGUCGCAGUACGGCUGGUCGGCCAACAUGGAGCGUAUCAUGAAGGCGCAGGCCCUGCGCGACUCGUCUGCCAUGGGCUACAUGGCGGGCAAGAAGCACAUGGAGAUCAACCCCGACCAUGCCAUCAUCGAAACGCUGCGCCAGCGCGCUGAGGCGGACAAGAACGAUAAGGCUGUGAAGGAUCUGGUGGUUCUGCUGUUCGAGACUGCGCUUCUUUCGUCGGGCUUCUCGCUGGACGAGCCCGGGACCCAUGCAUCCCGCAUCUACCGCAUGAUCAAGCUGGGUCUGGGUAUCGACGAGGAUGAGCCUAUGACCACAGACGAGAGCAGUGGUGGUGCUGCGCCAGCCUCAGGAGAUGCCCCACCCUUGGUGGACGAUUCGGAGGAUUUGUCGCACAUGGAGGAGGUCGACUAAAUUAGUAGCGGCAAGGAGAUAGUUCAAGCUAAGGCUUCAAUCCAUCACAGUCAUUACCGAUUCUCACAUGCCAGUACCUAGGUUAAUUAUUUAAAAAAACAAUUCCAAAGGCUGAAUUUGAAAAAUUGCAGUUAUCCAAGCUAGGUUUUGAUAAGAAUAAGGAUAGCAGGGUAGACGGGUGAUGAAAUAGUAGGAACUAACAGUAAGUCCGUUGGAAGCAAGUAGCAGAGCGAUUUGGUUUUAGCUUAGCUUCUGCUCUUAACAGGUGAUUUAGGGGAGCAGUGCGACAAUUUGAACACUCAUUGCCACUUAGCCCAUAACGGAUUGCAUAGGUUGCCUGAGUUUUAACCAGUUCCCUUAACUUUGAUUGUUAGAACGAUUUUAAGUUCUACCGCGUUUUAGCGGAACCGAUGACUAUUGAAUAAAAAAAUAUAUUAAAUCGUUGUA
Molecule: messenger RNA, 2993 nt
Organism: Anopheles stephensi (Asian malaria mosquito)
Lineage: Eukaryota; Metazoa; Arthropoda; Insecta; Diptera; Culicidae
Product: heat shock protein 83
Exons: 2
Coding region: 396-2546 (716 amino acids)
Biological process (GO): protein folding; cellular response to heat; protein stabilization
Cellular component (GO): protein-containing complex; cytosol; plasma membrane
Molecular function (GO): disordered domain specific binding; ATP hydrolysis activity; ATP binding
Source: RefSeq, a predicted model, not a curated record